Etheostoma spectabile (orangethroat darter) is the source of this 559-nucleotide messenger RNA. Its product is annotated as small integral membrane protein 26. The record is from RefSeq and is a predicted model, not a curated record. The coding region runs from base 137 to 430 and encodes 97 amino acids. The transcript has 2 exons. NCBI's taxonomy places the organism in Eukaryota, Metazoa, Chordata, Actinopteri, Perciformes, Percidae.
UCUAUUUGUAUCCGUUGUACUUCCGGGUUGACUGUCAUGGCAGCGCCCGUUAGAAUGCAGCAGUGAACGAUAGCUGAACCCCUGUCCGUUAAGAGACAGCCCUAGCGUUGGCCAUUUCGCGGAGCAGGGCCCAGUCAUGAAUCUCAAAGACGUGUGGAAGUGGAACACGCGCCUGUCCGCAGUGUACGCUCUCGGUAUCUGGACCAUGGUCGGUUCUUACGCCUACUUCAGGUACACAGGGCGCUUUAAGGACACGCCAGUGAAAGAAGAGGUGCAAGAGCCGGAAGAUCCGAACAAGGUUGUCUACCUGUCUGAUCACUCCAAAACUGUCAUCGUCUACAAGAAAGACUUUGUCCCGUACAGCACACGGAUCUACAAUUACAUCAAAUCCUUCAGCAGUCAACCUGGGCGUGGAGACGGUGACAAAUAGCUGCACCGGUGCAAAGGACGACGGACACUGAACUUGCUAAGCGCAAGUUUUUCUAACGCACUAUGAAUGAAUGCUCCUGUGUGUGGACAUCAUCUUUAUCGGAAGAACUUCCAGCACGCUGUCCAGGUU